Messenger RNA from Durotheca rogersii, 2208 nucleotides. RefSeq names its product MFS general substrate transporter. Gene Ontology annotation, biological process: transmembrane transport. The record is from RefSeq and is a predicted model, not a curated record. The coding region runs from base 295 to 1821 and encodes 508 amino acids. The transcript is spliced from 5 exons. Gene Ontology annotation, molecular function: transmembrane transporter activity. NCBI's taxonomy places the organism in Eukaryota, Fungi, Ascomycota, Sordariomycetes, Xylariales, Xylariaceae.
AUCAAUCUUGGUGUGCGUCCAGCUCCUUACAGGCUUGCGAAGGCAAUACACACAUUGGGUGUAUACGGGUGAUAUAUAUAUAUAUAUACUGCGUAGGGCAUCAGUACGACAUGCUGUCCCAGGUCCACGGUAACUACAAUGCCUGUGUACAAUACCUACCACUAGGUGUGUGUUCCAACCCGCGAGGUUCCUCCCACACGACCCCUUUUAUAGGCACCGUCAAGUAAGGGAGACGCCGUUUAACAAGUCAAGCCACCUACGCCUACCAUCGACACUCUCGGUGGCCCGUUCCGAAUGGAGUUGAAAACGACGGAGAAACCGUCGACACCCGACGCUGAUGCCGGAACCCUCAGGCCGGACUCAAAGCCGGAGCAGGACCUCGAGGUCGACCGCGGCCCGCGCGACGCUGACGCCGACAGGACCGACCCUAAUGUGGUGGACUGGGAUGGGCCCAACGACCCGGCAAACUCGAAGAACUGGCCGGAUUCUCAGAAAUGGAUGAACGUCACCGUUUUGUCCGUCAUGUCUGUGGUAACCCCGCUAGGAUCCUCGAUGUUCGCCCCCGGCAUCCCGGGGAUUAUGGUCGAGUUCCAGGAGCGCUCGUCGACCGUGGCCACCUUCCUCCUCUCAGUCUACAUCCUCGGGUUCGCCUUCGGCCCCCUGAUCGUCGCGCCCCUCAGCGAGACCUUCGGCCGGCGGCAGCUGUACGUCUACAGCAACAUCCUGUUCGUCGGCUUCACCAUCGGCGCCGCCCUCUCCACCAGCAUCGGCAUGCUCAUGGCCUUCCGGCUGCUCAUGGGCCUCUCGGGUGCCGUGCCCGUCACCAUCGGCAGCGGCAGCAUCGCCGACAUCAUGCCCGUCGAGAAGCGCGGCAGGGCCAUGUCCGUCUGGGCCCUCGGUCCUCUCCUCGGCCCUUGUGUUGGACCCAUCGCCGGCGGCUACCUGAUCCAGGGCGCCGGCUGGCGAUGGGUCUACUGGCUCAUCGUCAUCUUGGGCGGCAUUCUCAUCCCCAUAUCGCUAUUCUGCCUGCGCGAGACCUUCGCGCCGGUCCUCCUCGAGGCGAAGACACAGCGUCUGCGCAAGGAGACGGGAAACACGGAGCUGCGGAGCGCGCUGUCGGACCGGGCGAGCACGAAGGAGCGGUUCAAGCUGGCCGUCACGCGGCCGCUGAAGCUGCUGCUGCUGACGCCGAUCGUGGCGCUGAUGUCGCUGUACGUGGCGCUGACGUACGGGAUCCUGUACCUGCUGAUCGCGACCUUCUCGUUCGUGUACGGGCAGCGCUACGGCUUCAGCGAGGGCGACAGCGGGCUCACGUUCCUGCCCGCGGGGCUCGGCAUGGUGAUCGGCGUCGCCGCCUUCGGCCAGCUCACCGACUACAUGGUCCGCCGCCACCAGGCCAAGGGCGACCCCCUCACGCCCGAGGUCCGCCUCGCCCCCGUGCUCACCGUCCCCACCGGCGUCGCCAUCCCCGUCGGCCUCUUCCUCUACGGCUGGGCCGCCGAGUACUACGUCCACUGGAUCGUGCCCAUGCUCGGCGUGCUCAUCAUGAGCAUGGGCAUGAUGGGCGUUAUGUUCUGCGUGCAAAACUACCUCCUAGACACGUACCCGCAGUACGCGGCCUCGGUGACGGCGGCGAUGGCGGUGCUGCGGUCGCUCCUCGGCGCGCUGCUGCCGCUCGCCGGCCUCGAGAUGUACGACGCGCUGGGGCUCGGCUGGGGCGACAGCCUGCUGGCCUUCGUCGCCCUCGCCCUCGUCCCCAUGCCGCUCGUCUUCUUCUGGUUCGGCCCGCGUAUCCGCGGCCGGUUCAACCCCAAAUUAUAGAGGACCCCCUUUCCGCGCCCUUGAUGAUAUAUAGACCUGGCUACUCGGACUUGUUAGGUAUAGACGUACCGCAACAGUAACUGCCUACCUACCUACCUGCGGUUUUGCUUUCCGGUGAUAUGGGCCUGCGAGGCAGCGGAGCCGCCCGUUGUCACCCUCCCGGCCUCGAGGCCUGGUUCGUGUCGGUGGAAAGGUGACAGUGGUCGAAAGCAGAUUCACGUGCGUCCGUAGCAGAACUAGGUAUAUGUUUUUAAGACUAACCUGUUCGAUGUUUCUCUGUUUGCCCCGUGUCUAUCUAGACUGCCGUAGCCCAAGUGCCUACUCUUCUUUUUCGUCACCCCUUUUAUACUUCGGUUUUUUUGUAUGACAUUACGGCCCGAAAGUGGU